AUGAAGGUUCACGAGUGCAGCCAUCCGGCCGAUGCGCUGAGGUGCCGGGGCAAUCAAGCAGCGCGUUGGUGGGUGUGCACUCGUUGCGGCUCCCGUUGGGAUCGUCCAGAGGAGAGCGGAACGACUUCGGCGGCCUCGACCAAGGCGGUGAAUGUGGACGAGAAGGCGCCGAAGCUGGUGAGCAUUCACGGACCUCGCCAAGUGGAUCUGACUCAGAGGGGCGCACCAAGGACGUUGCGGGAGGAGCCGAGCUCAGGGUCGGUGCAGCGGUCAAAGACGCCAACGAGGGCAUCUCAUCCCGAGCACUUCGAGCUGAACACCGACCACGAGGACUGGGACGAUGCGGAGAUGAUCAACCCGAAUGCGGAGCUGGCUCGCACCUUGCGCUCCCGAGGCUGGCUUCUGGCGUCGAUCCUGGUGAUGAUCAGUCUUGUUGAAGCAGGUCGCACAGCGCAGCUGCCGGGCACCAUGUUUGGAUCACCUCGCGACCAACUGUGGUGGCAUCGCGAGGACAACUGCUGGAAGGAGCAUCCGCCCAUCGAAUUUCCACGUGUGGGAUGCGCAGUGUUUCCUCGUAAUCAAGUGCGCAAGGACUGGCUGGCAGACACUAGCGGCACGUGGGUGGAGAUGAACCAGCAGGAGAGGAGACGGGUGGCCUCGUUGUGGCUGUCAUCGUCACUCGCGGACGAAGAGAUCAACUCUACGCCUCGGCUGAUUCGCCGAGCGCGCGAUCGGGGAAUUGACGAUCAGCUGGCCAUGGAUCUGGCCGUCGGCUGGGAGUAUGAGCGGGCCGAAGAUAAGGUGGAGGCUCUUCGUCUUCUUCGUGAACAUCGUCCGGCGCGUGUGGCGCUAACGUUGCUGCCCGACAACAAGGUUCAAAGGGAGAACAACGAGUUCGCGGUCCGCCUCGCGCACCUUCAGCUGUCUGCUGGGCGAGGACCGGUGGAUGUGGCGGGGAGACCUUCUGGUUUGCCGUCAUUUCUUUCCUCGGCAAAGCCUUUGCACUCGGAGGAGUGCCCUUUUGACAUCGCGAAGGUCAAGUUCACGGGUCAACGAUCUACUCGCAUGGACCCUGUGGGCGGACAAAUCAAGGUGAUCGACGACGAUUGGCCUUCGCAGCGCUCCCGGGCAGUGGCUGUGCCUUGGACCGGGAGCACCAUUUUUCCAGUACUGCCUCCGAUUAUGCUUCCUGAGGCAUUGUCGUCUCUGGCCAGAAACCUAGCCAAGAGUGCGGCGCAUGAUUUCUUUUUGUUUCAGUCCGAACAACAUGCACUACAAGCUGAGCUAGCUGUACUUCCUUCCGAACAACAUGCACUACAACCCGAGCUAGCUGUGCUUCUUUCCGAACAACAUGCAUUACUACGAGAGCCAUCUGCACAUUCUCUCCCAGCAGCCUUUCCUUCGCACAGAAUUUUGGAGGGCACUCGGACUUCAGCGGCUUCUGCCCGCCCUUCUGGCGACGUUCUGAGCAAUGAGUUCGAUUGGGACGAUUUUCUGGCGGAUGUCGAGACAGAGGAAACCAGGUUUCUCAGUGGAGGAACGCCCUUUGCUCGUGACGAAGCCGCGGAUGCGAAGGAAGCUACUGCCUUUCCGUCCGAGGAGGAAGCCAGAGUGGCUCGCGAACUACGUGAGAUCGUGUUGGACCCUACGGCUUCCGAGGAGGCGAAGCGCUCUGUGGUGGCCCCAGACAUUCGACGAGAGGUGUAUCGGCUGCAUCGCAAUCUGGGCCAUCCCGAGAAACGGACAUUCUUGAGGGCCUUGAAGCAUGCUGGUGUUAAGGCCGAAAUUCUGAAGUACGUCAAGGACGAGUUCAGCUGCCCUAUUUGCCUGAGGCGACAACGACCCUCAUCUCAUCGGCCAGGACAUUUGAGUCGCGAGAUGGGUUUCAAUGAGGUUAUCGGCAUUGACCUCAUGUUCUUCCGCAAGUUGACUCUACUUAACUGCCUGUGCUGGGGAACCAACUUCCAAUGGGUCGAGCCUCUGCCCGACAAGAAGGCCGAGACGGUCACUGCAGCGCUCUUGAGCUCGUGGUUCGCCCACUACGGAACACCACGUAUGGUUGUGGCGGACCAGGGCGGGGAGUUCGCGGGCAAAUACUUUGUGGACGCGCUCUCGGAUGCGGGGGUGAUCAUCCACUUGAUCGACGAAAAGCUCGCCACGGUGAUCGAUGAAGCGGCAGUGCGUGAUGGUCAGGAAAUGCGACUGGCCAUCUCCGAAACCGUAUGGACUCGCAAUCAGUACUACGACAGAAGCGGUUACUCGCCUCACCAAAGAGUUUUCGGCAGCUCGCCUCGAGUACCCGCCACUCUCCUGUCGGACGACAUGAUUGACUCCAACCUCAUCGUUGGCGGCGCCUCCGACUCCUGGCAUCGCAGUCAAGAAAUCCGCGCUGCUGCCCGAAAGGCCUGGAUGCAACAGCAACACCGCGCGGCUGUGCAGCGUGCGGUGCAUGCCAACACUCGCACAGCCGACGACAAGCCGUUGAAGGCCGGUGAGACUGUCUACGUGUGGAGAGAGACAGCCGACUACGUCGGUUGGACUGGCCCUGGUGUCAUUGUGGCUGAGAGCGACAAUCGACGAUCUUUAUGGGUGAGCUUGCGCGGCUAUCUUAUCAAGGCCUCGCGUGAGCAAGUCAGGAGUGCCAGUCCUGAAGAGCAUUUGGGUGUUGAGUUGAUUAAGGCGAUUUCCAAAGAGAUGUUGGAGGGGCUCGAGUCUGGUACGAUCAGGAACUACCGAGACAUCGAGCAGGAGGGCGCGCCACCUGGACGAGAACAUACGUCGAUUUCUGAUGGUUCCAGAAAGAGGCCUUUGGAAACCAUCGAGGAGGAGCUAGCGGAGUAUGAGCCAUCUCCCGUCGAGGAAGCAGCGAAUGCGGCCUCACCUGAAGCGCCUAUGACUUCCGAAGGGGAUGAUCGUGACCAGGAUAUGAGUCUUGGCGAAACGAGCACUCAUAUCCCCUCCGAGGCCCCUCUGGAAUCGACUCCACCGUCGCGGAGGUUGAGCGCCGUCGGACCUGAAGCACCACCAUCUCCGGGCUAUGGCCCCGCUGCAACGCCUUCGGCUACUACACCGAGGACGCGGCCCAUGCCGUAUCCGUUCAACUCGUCAGCAGCGGCAUGGCCUCGACCUCAAGCCUCCGCCAACUACUUCGAAGUGUUUGUGAAGGGCAAGGACGGGACAAUGGAUGGUGAACCGAAGCGCCGGCGGGAUGCGUCUGCCAUGUUCUGCAACCGGGACCGUGCAUUCUACAUCACCAAGAAGAAGGAGUCGCCGGGCCAAGUUGAAAUGCGUGAGCUCAAUGUGGAGGAGAAGAAAAUCUUUCGAAAGUCACGCGCCAAGGAGGUUCAAUCACUGCUGGACUCCGGCGCCAUCACGAUCCUCAGUAUCAAGGACAGCUUGCAAUUUGCUCGCGAGCACCCGGAGCACGUGCUGACCUCCAGGUACGUGGAUCGAUGGAAGCCGGAGGACGGGGUGACCUUUCCCAAGGACUUCGAUGUGAAGCGAAUCACUCCGGACUUUCGCGCCAAGCUGGGACCCAAGUCAAGAUGGUGCGUCGUGGGUUGGCAAGACCCAAUGAUCCAUGCUGUGGAACGAAGCGCUCCCACACCUUUGACUGUGAGCAUGUACUUGUUCAUGCAGUUGUGUGCGUGCCGUUCAUGGCCAGCAUGGGUAAAAGACGUAAAAACAGCUUUUCUUCAAGGACGACCCACAACCCGCAAGCAGAAACUCGCAUGCCGCAUGCCCUCGGACGAGGCCUUUGAGAGUUACGAUGCGAGACAACUCAUCGUUUUGGAGACAGAAGUGUAUGGAUUGGUCUCGGGCCCUGCAUGGUGGCGGCGGUCGCUUCUGGAACUCUUGGUGAGAGAUCUAGGCUACCGCAUAAGCCCUUAUGAUCGAUGUGUUCUCACACUUGACGGGAACUCGGAGGACGAGGACAGCGAAUUGGACUCGUCUACGGGUCAGCUACGGUGUCUUCGCGACCGAGGCCGUCUACGACGCACCCAGGGCAUCAUCGUCGUGGAAGUGGACGACCUGCUGGAAGCUGGAGGACCUCGACACCGUCAGCUGAUGGAGCGACUUGAGACCAAAUUGAAGUUCGGCAAAAUCCAAUGCCUCCGAGAUCAGCCCAAUGGCACAUCCUAUGCCGGGCGUCGCAUUCAUCAGGACCGAGAUUGGGGCUUCCGCUACACGAUGGAUGAUUACAUCGAGCAGCGUCUCAAGCCGGUGCGGCACGAGCGCAAGACCCUCAAGAAAGAUGCGGAUCAAACGCCGGUUUCAGUCGGCGAAGAGGCCCAGCUGAGAGGAACGGUGGCGGCCGUGAACUGGGUUGCCAGAGAAGGACGACCCGAUGCGAGUGCUGCUGCAUCCAUUUACUCGGGCAUCUUCGGCAAGGCUGUUGUCGGCGACAUCGACCGGGUCAACGACGUUGUGUUCAAGCUGAAGGAGCACCCUCUUUCUUUCCGCGUGCACCCACUCAAGGAGUCCGAAAUUCGACACUUCGUCAUCGCUGACUCGUCGUUCGAUGCGAAGGGAGCCGAGAAACCGCAGCACGGUUGCCUGCAGGGAGCGACCACCAGUGCCCUCAAUGCCGGCCAGAUUGCCAAGGUCAGCCUUCUGGGUUGGAGGUCCAGAAGGAUGCGGCGGAAAGCCGGAAAUACGUUGCUGUGCGAAAGCAUUUCGCUAUCGACAGCUCUUGGGGCCCUAGAACGGCAAAGCGCCAUGUGGCUCUCUUUCACGGUGUCGCACUUCGAUCCUCGCCAGAUGGCCCAGGACGAGGACGAGGAGCGCGGAUUGCACGGCGAAGGUACAGUAGUUCUCGAGGAGAACGAGUUCUACGUCGACCCUCUCUCCGUGGCCGUGGUCGAUGCCAAAAGCUUGUUUGACGCUAGCAUCGCUGAUCAGUCCACCGGAGAGGACGACAGAGCGGCACUGGAGGUUGCCAUAAUCAAGGAUAGUCUAGCUAAACUUCGGGGUCGUCUGCGCUGGGUUCCGCAUAACACGAACCCUGCGGAUCACCUCACCAAAGCUGUUGGUGCCCACGAGCAACCUCUCAUGGAUCUCAUGUUGUCCGGAAAGUACAGGAUUGAGCAAGAGCAUGAAGUGCUCGAGCGAGGUAAGCAAAGCAACCUUCGCUUGAAGUCUAAAAUCUAG
Symbiodinium sp. CCMP2592 is the source of this 5151-nucleotide messenger RNA. The record is from the annotation of a GenBank genome assembly. NCBI's taxonomy places the organism in Eukaryota, Dinophyceae, Suessiales, Symbiodiniaceae.